Panicum hallii is the source of this 474-nucleotide messenger RNA. RefSeq lists its product as uncharacterized. The transcript is spliced from 3 exons. The coding region runs from base 1 to 474 and encodes 157 amino acids. NCBI's taxonomy places the organism in Eukaryota, Viridiplantae, Streptophyta, Magnoliopsida, Poales, Poaceae. The record is from RefSeq and is a predicted model, not a curated record.
AUGAGGAUGCUUGCCUACGGCAGUCCAGCUGAUUCGUUCGACGACACAUACCGCAUGGCCAAGUCAACAGUUCUUGAGACUGUGAAGCAAUUUGCAAGAACCGUCAUUGCUGUUUAUGAGUCUGAUUUCUUGAGGCCACCGACUGCAAGUGAGCUUGAGACAAUUUUACGAGUCAAUGAAGCUAGAAGUUUUCCUGGGAUGAUCGGCAGCAUUGAAUGUAUGCAUUGGGAAUGGUCUAACUGCCCGACUGCGUGGCAUGGCCAGUACAAGGGGCACAAAGGCAAACCGACCAUAAUUCUGGAGGCUGUUGCUACGCAGGACUUGCGCAUCUGGUCCCCGGUGUUUGAUGACCUCGCUGAAGGACGAAGACCGCAAUUUGAGUUUGAUGUUAAUGGAAACAAGUACAACAUGUGUUACUAUCUUGCCGAUGGAAUAUACCCUGAUUGGGCUACGUUGGUUGUGGAGCCAAAGUGA